GGGGGGGGAAGCGAGGGAAAAGUGAAGCUGGGAGGAGAAGGCGGCGGAAGGUGGGGAUUGAUGCUUCUGUUUUUUGUUGCCGCUGCUGCCCUCGCGCUGGGAGCCGAGCCGGAGGGAAGGCGGUGGAGAGAUGAUCGCAGAGUUGCUGAGCAGCGCGCUGGGGCUCGCCUUGUACCUCAACACGCUGAGCGCGGAUUUCUGCUACGAUGACAGCCGUGCUAUCAAGACUAAUCAGGAUCUACUCCCAGAAACUCCAUGGACGCACAUUUUCUACAAUGAUUUUUGGGGGACUCUUCUAACCCACAGUGGCAGCCACAAGUCCUACCGACCACUCUGCACUCUCUCUUUUCGCCUGAACCAUGCCAUUGGAGGGUUGAAUCCCUGGAGCUACCAUCUUGUCAAUGUCCUGUUGCAUGCAGCAGUCACUGGUCUCUUCACGAGCUUCUCCAAGAUCCUCCUUGGUGAUGGAUACUGGACCGUCAUGGCUGGCUUGAUGUUCGCCUCUCACCCCAUUCACACAGAGGCAGUGGCAGGAAUCGUGGGACGAGCUGAUGUUGGGGCCAGUCUCUUCUUUCUCCUCUCCUUGCUCUGCUACAUUAAACACUGUUCCACAAGAGGCUACUCAGCCACGACUUGGGGCUGGUUCCUGGGGACGGGACUGUGCGCAGGAUGCAGCAUGUUGUGGAAGGAACAAGGAGUGACUGUUCUCGCAGUUUCUGCAGUUUAUGAUGUCUUUGUCUUUCACAGGCUGAAAAUGAAACAGAUAUUACCUACCAUUUACAAAAGGAAGAACUUUUCUCUUUUUCUCAGCAUUAGUUUGUUAACUUUCUGGGGGACCUCCCUUUUGGGUGCCCGGUUAUACUGGAUGGGAAACAAGCCACCAAGCUUUUCUAACUCGGACAACCCAGCUGCUGACUCGGAUAGCCUCCUGGUCCGGACACUCACCUUCUUCUACUUGCCAACCAAGAACCUCUGGCUGUUGCUGUGCCCAGAUACCCUCAGUUUUGAUUGGUCCAUGGAUGCUGUGCCUCUGCUCAAAACAAUUUGUGAUUGGAGAAACCUACACACUGUGGCCUUCUAUACUGGACUCCUCCUCCUCGCCUACUACGGGUUGAAGAGCCCAAGCAUAGAAGGAGAAUGCAAUGGGAAGGCUGUCACUAAUGGCAAGCAGAAUGCUAAUGGACAUAGCUGCCUUUCAGAUGUGGAGGACCGGAACUCAGAGAUUAAGCCCAGCUUCGCAUCCAAAGUGGAAAAUGGCAUUAAAACUAAUACAUCCCAGAGAAUCCAGCUUCCUUCUACUGAAAACAUCAUUGUUCUGUCUUUAUCUUUGUUAAUAAUCCCCUUUGUUCCUGCCACGAACUUGUUUUUCUAUGUCGGCUUUGUAAUCGCAGAGCGAGUGUUAUAUAUUCCUAGUAUGGGCUUCUGCCUCUUGAUCACAGUGGGUGCUAGAGCUCUUUACGUCAAGGUCCGAAAGCGGUUUCUCAAGAGCUUGAUUUUUUAUGCUACAGCUACGUUAAUUGUUUUCUAUGGACUCAAGACUGCAAUCAGGAAUGGAGACUGGCAGAAUGAGGAAAUGCUGUAUAGGUCAGGGAUAAAAGUAAACCCAGCUAAAGCAUGGGGUAACCUUGGAAAUGUUCUGAAGAGUCAGAGUAAAAUUUCUGAAGCUGAAAGCGCCUAUAGAAAUGCUUUGUACUACCGCAGCAACAUGGCUGACAUGCUUUAUAAUUUAGGGUUACUUCUACAGGAGAACAGCAGGUUUGCAGAAGCACUACAUUAUUAUAAGUUGGCCAUAGGGAGCAGGCCUACCCUAGCUUCUGCAUAUUUAAACACCGGUAUUAUCCUAAUGAACCAAGGAAAGACAGAAGAAGCUCGACGUACCUUCUUAAAGUGUUCUGAGAUCCCAGAUGAAAACCUAAAGGACCCUCAUGCACACAAGAGCUCUGUUACCAGUUGUCUGUACAACCUGGGAAAACUCUAUCAUGAGCAGGGACACUAUGAGGAAGCCCUUAGUGUAUACAAGGAAGCUAUUCAGAAAAUGCCAAGGCAGUUUGCCCCACAGAGCUUGUACAACAUGAUGGGUGAAGCAUACAUGCGACUCAGCAAACUCUCUGAAGCAGAGCACUGGUACAUGGAAUCAUUGAGAUCAAAGACUGACCACAUUCCUGCUCAUCUCACUUAUGGGAAAUUGCUAGCUCUAACGGGUCGUAAGAGUGAGGCCGAAAAGUUCUUCUUGAAGGCUAUUGAGCUGGAUCCCACCAAAGGAAACUGUUACAUGCAUUAUGGUCAGUUUCUUCUGGAAGAAUCUCGCCUCACAGAAGCAGCCGAGAUGGCGAAAAAAGCAGCUGAACUAGACAACACAGAGUUUGAUGUUGUUUUCAAUGCUGCCCAUAUGCUGAGACAGGCUAGCCUUAAUGAAGCAGCUGAGAAAUAUUAUGAUCUAGCAGCCAGACUGAGGCCUAACUAUCCGGCUGCCCUGAUGAACCUGGGAGCUAUUCUACACCUCAACGGCAGACUCCAGAAGGCUGAGGCCAACUACCUGCGGGCGCUGCAGCUCAAGCCCGAUGACAUCAUCACACAGUCUAAUCUCCGUAAACUGUGGAACAUCAUGGAAAAACAAGGCUUGAAGACUUCCAAGACCUGACACAGGAGGCAGAAACCCAUCCUCCACUUUACAAAGCUAUCUUUCUUAACAGACAGAAAUUCCCAGCAGUGCUAUGACAAGAGUUCGUGUUGGACUUCAAGACCAGGGCAGAGGUCACUGAGGUCACUGCCACUUCUGGAAGAAUCCACUUCGCUGUUGGCACAGCUGUUAACACCAAAAAGGGGAACAUUGGAACCCUCUUGGAGGAUGUAAUUGUUACCCGUAGACUGUAAACCAGAGCACUUAACACAGAAUCUUUUGGCAUUCUUAAAAGGGAGGGGUGGGUGUCUAAGUUACAGAUUUUGUUCUAAUUUUGAAAGCUAAUCUUAAAAUUAUAUUAUUCCUUAAACACUGUGAGAGGAAGUCAGAGUGCCCAUUCAGCCAGGUCAGCUAUCAAGGCUAAGUGUUAAUUGGGAGUGAUGAAUGCACAGUGUGAGUUCCAGUGAGCCACCAGUUGCCCUAACACUGCUGUCUUCCCUCUUUGGGACAGCCUGCUUAUUAAUUUCUGAAGCUUGGAAAACUUUUUUAUUUUUAAAUACUGUAUCAAGAUCUGUCAGAAUUAGCAGUUACUUUUUGACUAGUGUACAUUAUGUUUUAUGAUUUGGACAUCGUGGGCUUCAUCUUGGGGGACAUCAUUUGCUUUUGGUAUUCCAAAAAAGAUAUGGAGAGUAGAGCUGACUACACCUGACACUCGUGUUGUAAGAGGGACUAGGGAGGCUUUAUAUGUGUCAGGCAGGCAGUUUUUUUAUAUGUUGAUGUUGUCAGUAUUUUUCCCCCAAACUACCUGGUUAAAUUCAUUGUAUUAAUUCAUUUGAAAUUACUUUUUUGAAUGGCUAUUCCUGGUUAAUGUGCAAGCUUGCAUGAGGCUAAAGGAAAGAGAAGUUCAUAAGUGUUCCAGUUCCAAUGACUAACCAACAGCUAUUAGACAAAAAAGAAGGUGCUUUGUGCUUCCCAGAUGUUGCAAGUUAAAAAAUCAAGUUUCCACAUAAGAGUGUAGGAUGAUGGUUACCAAUGAUUUUGUGUUUUGGAAAGAGUUUGUAUGAAAUGCUAAUCACUAUCUAAGAGGUACCUAAACAGCAAUGCUGAUACAUUUUCAAGGAAUUAUUUGUAUCUUAUUUUGCUCUUCCCAAAAAACCUAACAAAUUACUUAUGUUAAGCUGCAGUGGAGUGUAGCAUUGGCCUGUGUGUUGCUAGGUUUUCUGCCAAGUGCUAUUUUCAGUUGAAAACUAUUUUUCACUAGAAAAUUUGGUAUUUUAUUUUAUUACCUGUCAGUAACCACUUCAAUGAUCAUUUCAUCAAAAAAGACUAUAAAUGAAGUAGAGGAAAACAUUUACUGAGCGUUAUUUUGUCUUGCAGUCAAACGUUACUACAAAAAAUUAACUUCAAAAAGCACUAGUUCAUUACCAACUUCUUCAUAGAAAAGUUAGCUAUACUACAGCCUAUAUAUUUAUUUAUUUAUUAUUCUACCAUAGCAAAAUAACAAAACUUGAUGCAUUAAGCCAGUUAUUUGCAACUGAAAAUCACCUGUUUCUCCUUCCCUUUCAUACUCCAUGUAUAUAUAUGUUCAUCAUUCCCAUUAAAGGGAAACUGGACAUACAAAUACAUCAUAUUAUGUUUUCUUCAUAUUUGAUUUUUUUAUGUAUCGGAAUUCAGUGGGAUGAAAAAUUUAAAGUAGUGUUUCUAUGGCAUUAGUGUUUUUUGGGAGAAGGGCAAAUGUAGUGAGAGAUUUUUUGAUGACAUUAAUAAGAAGGCCCUUCUCUAAUAUGUAUAUUAUUUUGUAAAGAUUUCAUUGAAGGGCCAAAAGUUAAAUUAUAACUAAAUCACUGUGGUAUUUAACAUUUAACAACAACAAACCCGUGGUCAGACCAAAAUAGUGGGUUGAAGUGUAUUUUUCAUCUUCUACUACAUUGGCAAUUACAAAAAAAAAAUAAAUAAAUAUAAAAAAGGAAUUUAAUAUAAGGCUAUAGAGAUUAAUUCAAUGUCUAACAUUUGUAUUUAUUUAAAUAGUUAUUGACCUAUGAUGACUUCCUAGUGUUAACAUUUUAUGUCUUUUUAUUGUUAUUGUUCUUCCUUUCAAAGAUUUGGUUCUUAAUAGGGUCACUGAAUGCACAGUAGAGGCACUACAUGUUGACCCAGUUCCCAAGUAGCAUAAUAAUUGGGUCUGUGUCAUCAAAUGCAUGGAUCUUUAAUAACUAAAUUUCCCUGACACUUUUCACUACAGGGCUGGACUUAGUAACUGACCAACUCGGGUGGGGGGAGGGCUGGGGAGGUGUUAGAACAUGAUCAAAAAAUGUCUCCACUCAGGGAUUUAUGGUGGAUUAUUGCAGACAGUGCUAAAAAUAUAGAGCACAAGACAAGUUUACUAAAUUAAAAUUUUAUUUUUUGAGAAACUGUUAUUUGUAUAAAUUAUCAAGAUUUGUAGGCUUUCCUUUUGUAGAAAUAAUUGUUUUAUGUGCCAGAGAAUUUCAAUUUUGUUUUCAACAAUAAAGCAUUGAUAACAAAU
This is a messenger RNA of Carlito syrichta (Philippine tarsier), 5144 nucleotides long. RefSeq names its product transmembrane and tetratricopeptide repeat containing 2 (gene TMTC2). Gene Ontology annotation, biological process: protein O-linked glycosylation via mannose. Gene Ontology annotation, cellular component: endoplasmic reticulum membrane. Lineage: Eukaryota; Metazoa; Chordata; Mammalia; Primates; Tarsiidae. Gene Ontology annotation, molecular function: mannosyltransferase activity; protein binding. The transcript is spliced from 12 exons. The record is from RefSeq and is a predicted model, not a curated record. The coding region runs from base 131 to 2641 and encodes 836 amino acids.